AUUCAGCUUCAGUUUUGAUAUAUCUAUAGAAGACUUUCCACCAUCAACAUUUGUUGAGCUGCUUCGUUGCUCAAGAGGCUUCCUGAACUCCACAGCACUGCUAGGCCGGAGACAUGCAAGCCAUCAAAUGUGUGGUGGUAGGAGAUGGAGCUGUAGGUAAAACUUGUCUCCUGAUCAGCUACACCACCAAUGCAUUUCCAGGAGAAUAUAUUCCUACUGUCUUUGAUAACUAUUCUGCCAAUGUGAUGGUUGAUAGCAAACCUGUAAACCUGGGAUUAUGGGAUACAGCUGGCCAGGAAGAUUAUGACCGCUUGAGGCCUCUCUCCUAUCCACAGACUGAUGUGUUUCUCAUCUGCUUCUCUCUGGUCAGCCCUGCAUCUUACGAAAACGUUCGUGCUAAGUGGUUCCCUGAAGUACGACAUCACUGCCCUAGCACUCCGAUGAUCCUGGUGGGCACAAAGUUGGAUCUCCGGGAUGACAAGGAUACUAUUGAGAAGCUGAAGGAAAAGAAGCUGGCCCCUAUUACAUACCCACAAGGUCUUGCCCUAGCCAAAGAGAUUGAUGCAGUAAAGUACCUUGAAUGUUCAGCACUCACCCAGCGUGGCCUGAAAACAGUGUUUGAUGAGGCCAUUCGAGCAGUUCUCUGUCCACAACCUACAAAGACAAAGAAAAGGAGGUGCAAUAUCCUUUAGGGAAUCUGGAUUCUGGCCCUUCAGCCCACAGACCUUUGAAGAGGGGAUGAAGAAAGAGAACUUUAGAGGCUGCUGGAUUUUUAAUCUUGUUUCACUAUGAAUAGCCCAGUGCUUCCACAACUAGCUAUUUGUUUAAAAAAUCUGAAUGUAUGCAUUACUUUAUUCUUAAUAAGGUGCAUUACAGUAUAAAUUCCUUUCUCUCUCUCUCUCUUUCUCUAGACCUAAUUUGUGGCUACUGCUUAAAAAAAUAAAAUGCAGUCAUGGCAAUAUAUUCAUUAGUAACAGGGAACAUACUAUGAAAACUUUUCAAAAGGGCUUUGUUUUGCGCAUAUAUUCUUUGCAGGUUCAAACAGUUAAUGUCUCCAGUUGAUCUGGGCUAGUGGUUUUUUAAUCAAUAAUUUUCAUUUUCCUCCUGAAUACAUUUCCUAAAUUUCCCCAGUGCUAGUAUGGAUGUGUGUAUGGGGAGUACAUUUUAACUAUUGAUUUUCUCCUCUUUUUUGUUCUUUUUUUUUUCUUUUUUCUUUUGACUGGUAAACUAGUGCUAUAAAUGAACUCUUCCCGUAUUAUACAAAGCAAAGAAAUAUGUAUAAUGUCAGGAAAUGUUUUAGUUCCCAAUGAGAAAUCAAAAUGGUAAUUGAAGGCUUAUACUCAGUAUUAUCCCCAUGCUUUAUUAACAUGUAUAAGCCACAAAAGACAUUGCUUCUGAAUAAGUGCUUUGGAAUAUUGGAAAAGACUUUGCUAAGUAAAGUGCCAGGUAAUACAGUAA
Molecule: messenger RNA, 1458 nt
Organism: Protobothrops mucrosquamatus (brown spotted pit viper)
Lineage: Eukaryota; Metazoa; Chordata; Lepidosauria; Squamata; Viperidae
Gene: RAC2
Product: Rac family small GTPase 2
Exons: 7
Coding region: 114-692 (192 amino acids)
Biological process (GO): small GTPase-mediated signal transduction
Molecular function (GO): GTP binding; GTPase activity
Source: RefSeq, a predicted model, not a curated record